Molecule: messenger RNA, 2606 nt
Organism: Ceratina calcarata
Lineage: Eukaryota; Metazoa; Arthropoda; Insecta; Hymenoptera; Apidae
Exons: 12
Coding region: 21-2456 (811 amino acids)
Biological process (GO): sensory perception of smell; detection of chemical stimulus involved in sensory perception of smell
Cellular component (GO): plasma membrane
Molecular function (GO): olfactory receptor activity; odorant binding
Source: RefSeq, a predicted model, not a curated record
UAGCUCGUAAAGCCGUAACGAUGACCACGAAGGAGAAGCCGGAUCUCUCUAUCACCGUAACGUCGUUUUAUAUGAAACUCACCGGUUUUUGGCUGACGUCCAGCCGCAGCGAGGAGCGAAAAAUGAAAUUCGCGAUAAUGUACGCGAUCUUCACGCUCAUCAUAGGGAUUUUAGUCGAAGGGAGGGACUUCUAUUUUACCUGGGGUGAUCGCAGCUAUGGCAUGUAUCUCGCGUGCAACAUGUUAACCGUAAUCGUAAUCCUAAUCAAGGUCCUCAUCUCGUGCACACGUAAAGCGAAACUACUCAGUUUGAUUCAAUACGCGCAGACAAAUUUCUGGCACUCUAAUUAUGAUCCAUACGAGCAAAGUAUCGUCGACAACUGCAAACAUACCUGUGUACUUCUCGUUUGUGUCUUCAAUUUCUUCGCUCAGGGGACCAUCGUCUGUUACGUAGUUACACCGAUCGUCGCGAAUAUUGGAAAAAAUGAAUCGGAGCGCGUACUUCCGUUUCAUAUGCCAGUGUCCGACCUGCCACUGUCAAUGACACCUUAUUUCGAAGUAGCGUUUGCGGUACAGGUAGCUAUUUUGUAUCAGCUGGGCGUGAUGUACAUUUGCUUUGAUAAUUUCUUAUGCAUCAUAAACCUGCACACCGCUAGCCAGUUUCGUAUACUGCAAUACAGACUGAAGAACACGGGGAUGAUCAAUCGUGAAGAGAAAUACAAAAUCUCCGAAAAGAAACCGAACAGUACAGACAUUUAUUCAUUGUUCAAGAACACAAUUCAACAACAUCAAGCGCUGAUAAAUUAUUGUAGACUGCUCGAAGAAGUAUUCAGUCCGAUGGUCCUUGGCCAGGUGUUGCUCUUCAGCUUAUUGAUAUGUCUGGACGGAUACUUAAUAGUCAUGGAAGACGCACCCGGAUCAAGGCGUUUAGUGUUCGGAUUUCAUAUAUCGGGUUGCUUUUGUCAAUUGCUGAUGUUCACGUACAGUUGUGACUGUUUGAUACAAGAAAGUACGAAAGUGGCUCACGCCGGGUACGGAAGCUUUUGGCCUCUGUUACCGUUAGACCACAAUGGGAGAAUGAUUCGAAAAGAUUUACUAUUCAUCAUUAUGAGAGCUAAAGUACCUUGUUGUCUGACUGCCAGCGGAUUCGCCGUUGUCUCGUUGGAAACGUACGCCGGGAUUUUAAGUACGGCGGUGUCGUAUUUUACACUGUUAAGGAAUCAGUCGACGUUCGUCAUGCGUGCCGCGCGGAAUAAAGAUAUCUCGAUAGCGUGGACUAGCUUUUUACUGAAAAUUGCAGGUCUGUGGCUUGCGGAUAACGAGGACGAAAAACGUCACCGAAAGUUCGCACUGAUGUAUACGAUCAACACGAUUUUGAUUGGCACACUCAUCGCAUUCAGAGAUAUUUAUUUUUCCUGGGGGAAUUUUAGCGAUUGCGUUUAUAUCGCAUGCAACAUAUCUUACCUGGCGAUCGAUCUAUUUAAAAUCUCUGUUCUGUACGCGCACAGGAGGGAGUUUUACGAUUUAAUUAGAUUCAUGCAAAAGACCUUUUGGAAUGCGAAGUACAAUACCGAUGAGAAGUUAAUCUUAAAUGAUGGCAAAAGGCUAUGCGUUAUUUUCACCAUUAUUGUUACUUUUUGUACUCAAGGCACCUGCACCGGUUACAUGGUAACACCACUUAUAGCGAAUAUUGGAAGGAAUGAAUCAGAAAGAAUGUUACCGUUUAAUAUGUGGGUUGAUUUUCCUACAUCAAUGUCGCCUUAUUUCGAAAUUCUGUUUACUGUACAGGUCAGGAAUAACAUCCUUUGCGUCUAUCACGUCGGUAUGUGCUCCAUGUGCUUUGAUAGUGUUUUAUGCAUUGCGAAUCUCCACGCGGUUAUUCAAUUUCGCAUACUGCGACACAGACUGAUCAACUUGACAUCCGACGUCGCGAAAGACGCAGAUUUGGAAUCGAGCGAUUACAUGAACGCGGUUAACGAUAAAUUGAAACAAUAUGUAAGACGUCAUCAAAUCAUCACUGAAUUCUGCAAGGAGUUAGAGAAUAUAUUUUCUUUGAUAGUACUUGGUCAAGUGCUCUUCAUUUCUCUGGUAUUAUGCCUCGUUGGGUAUCAGUUAUUUUUGAUGGAAACACCACCCGCGAGGCAUGUUAGUUUAAUGUUGAACAUGGUCGUUCUCCUCUGCCAGUUAUACAUGCUUACUUAUAGUUGCGAUCUACUAAUGAGACAGAGUAUGGACGUUGCUAAUGCAGUAUAUUCUACUCAGUGGCAAUCGAUGCCUAUGAGCAUAGUUGGCAAGAAUUUGCGACGCAACGUAAAGAUGAUCAUAUUGAGAUCUAAUAAACCUUGCUGUUUAACGACCAGUGGAUUUUCUAUUGUUUCUUUAGAAACUUACACGUCGGUUCUCAGCACAGCAAUGUCGUGCUUUACUCUGUUAAGGGAAUCAUCCGCAGAAUUGUGAAGGAACCUAUUCGUAUCGACAAUCCACAUUGCAUAUAUAAAUAUGAACGAAGUCCUACUGCUAAUAGUACUAAAUAUACAAGUACAAAUAAGGAUAAAGAAAAAGUAAACAGUAUUGUGAAGAAUCGAGACGCUAUCUUUUAUAAAUAAU